Phyllotreta striolata is the source of this 3883-nucleotide messenger RNA. Lineage: Eukaryota; Metazoa; Arthropoda; Insecta; Coleoptera; Chrysomelidae. The record is from the annotation of a GenBank genome assembly.
GUGAGCACCUCGUUUUUUUUUAAAUAAAUUAAGGAUUAAUGAAUAAUAAUUUAUUCGACUUCUUAUAAUUGCGAACGUAAAUAUGGUAAUAUUUUCUGUAUUAUGUUUUUAUCGGUUUUUUGUGGUGGAGGUUACAGUACAGGUACGCGUUUUUAAGUAUAUAAGUAAAAAAUUUCAAACUAUAUAAGAUAACCAAACAGUUAGUAGAAGUGAUUCAAGUAACUAGAAGAUAAUUGUGAUGUGCACCUAAUUACAAAUAAAAAUACGAAGUUCAAUUGCUGCAAUCUUCUUCGAUACAAUAGCCGGUGUUUCUACCCAACGAAAAUGUCUCUGAUGAGAGGAAACUUGCCAUCAUUCAGAGGAAAAUUCUUCAGGAAAUUCCUCGGAAAUUUCAAAAACCAAAACAGAUGCAUUUCUACAAAUCCCGACGACCAUCCCAACAUUCUGAAGAGCGACAGCAAAGACAUUGUUGUUCCCGAUGCUACUUUACCUGAAAUUAUUUACAAUAAAAUGCAACAGUUUCCUAAUUACAUAGCAACUGAAUCUGCUGCCACAGGCAAAAAGUACACAUUCGAGCAGAUCCAUGUCAAGAGCAAAAAUUUAUCCAAGCAUCUAAGACAUAAAUUCGGAUUAAAAGAAGGCGACAUUGUAGCAUUCUACAUGCCUAACCUGCCUGAAUAUACUAUUUGUUUCUUAGGUGCUUUGGACGCGAGAUUAAUAGUCACCACAAUGAAUCACCUAUACACGCCAGAUGAAAUUGCCAUUCAAAUAAUCGACGCAUCUCCAAAGUUGAUUUUUACCCAAUCGCACUUGUUAAAUACACUUAAAUCCGCUUUAAAGAUAUCGAACCGAGACUUACCUACUAUUAUUGUGAAAGAUAGACAAGAUGAGAGCAUUCCUAGAGACACAGUUGAUUUUUUCGAGCUAACGGAUACGGCCAUCGAUGUUCCAGAUUCACCACCGGGCAAUAGUGCAGAUGUAGCCAUUAUUCCUUAUUCCAGCGGUACAACUGGUCUUCCGAAAGGCGUGCAAUUGUGCCACAAGAACCUUAUAGCGAAUCUAUUACAAAUCGUCAGCCCAGAUUUCAAGUACUUGAAAGAACCAUCAGGAGAUUUUCAAGAAAUUACCCCAGCUGUUUUGCCUUUCUAUCACAUUUUCGGCAUGGCAAUGAAUUUUCUGUAUUUGUAUUGCGGUGUCCGAACAGUAGCUUUGGCUAAAUUUGCUCCUGACACAUAUAUUGAAGCAUUGAAGAAGUACAGACCGACGUUCAUUAGCGGAGCGCCGCCUUUAGUAUUUUUCCUAACUUCUCAUCAGGACGUGAAACCGGAGUACUUGAAAAAUCUAAGAAACUUAACAUCAGGCGCCGCUCCUUUGGGCUAUUCUGACGAAGAGAAGUUCCUAAAGAAAGUCGGCAGAUCAGACGUCACAAUAUUCCAAGGUUAUGGUCUCACCGAAACGUCCCCUGGCAUCACUUACUUUAACAAAUACCACGUAAGAUCGGAAGAAAACAGCGGAUCCGUGGGCAAAUUGCUGCCCAACACGAUUAUGAAGAUAGCCAACGUCGACGAUCCGCGGGGAGAGCCUUUGGGCGUUAAUCAACGAGGCGAAAUCCUAAUCAAAGGCCCCCAAGUCAUGAAAGGCUACUACAAAAAACCGCAAGAAACUCAAAACACUUUUGCUGAUGGUUGGUUGCGGACGGGAGACAUUGGUUACUACAAGGAGGACAAGUACAUUUGGAUCAGUGAUCGCCUUAAAGAACUAAUCAAAGUUAAAGGUUACCAGGUGGCUCCGGCGGAACUGGAAGCCGUAAUUCGAGCUUUUCCUUCGGUUGAAGAUGCUGCUGUAGUUGGAGUGCCUCACGCCAAGUUCGGCGAGGCACCUCGAGCGUUCGUGGUACCCAAAAAAGGUGUUCAGUUCAAGCCAGAGGAACUGGAGGCGUACGUGGCGGAAAAAGUCGCCCCUUACAAGAAACUAACCGGUGGAAUUGCCAUUAUCGAUAGUAUACCCAAAAAUCCGGCUGGAAAGAUCUUGAGGAAGAAAAUCAAAGAGGAGUUUUUGUGAUUAUUUGUUUUUAUUGUUUAAUUUUACUUGGUAACUGUAUUUGUAAAUUUGGAGAACAAAGAGCUUAAUUGAUAUUGUUCAAUACACAUAAACAUUAUUAUUUGGUAAAACAUGUACAUAAACGUUCAUAUUUGGUAAUCCUUAAACGGAUUUAUAACUAAAAACAAAUUGUGUACGUACAGUACGUUAUUACAAAAAUGAUCAACAACACAAGUCGCUUAUAAAUUAUUUGCCUAAUUAAAAAAAGGAGCCGGGAGUUGUCACGUUUGCACUUUGUCCAUUUUGAUGUCUUCGAAUGUGUUGUAAGUGGAUUUCUGCUCUUGCGGUUUAUUCUUUGUUUCAUUUAGAUUAUUCCACGAUUGUGUUUCCCCGCUUCCGAAAAUAUCAUAUAUUAUUCCACUUGCUAAGUACACGGAGCUGGCUAUGCAGAAUACCACAGUCCACAAUUCUCUUUCAGUCUACAACAAAAUAAUUAGCUAUUAAAAAAUUCUUAAUAGAUAAUUGAAAAUCACCUCUUGGUAUCCCGUAAUUAAAACUACGAGAUCCACGAUGAGCGGGGACACCAGCGAGAAGAUAUUAGAUAUGCUGUUGGUCAAUGCCAUUAAAGUAGCUGCAUGUAUCGGCGAUAAAUCUAUAUGAUUCACGUUGUAACCAGAAUAAAUAGCUGAAUUGAAGCCUACAGCUGUAGUUAAUAAAAAUAUAGCUGCCGUUGGUUUAUCAGAACCCACGAAAGUUAAGCAUAUUAGGGAUAAUGCUGGUAUAAACAUGCCUAAAAAGAGACGUGUUAAGUGGAAUAUUGAUUUCAUACUUCUAACUUACCGAUGCUAUUGAAUAUUUUCCUGCUAGUUCCAGUUGUUACAUAACCUUUGGUUAUUAGAUAAUCCGCUAUCGGUCCCAUGAACAAACUUAAUAUCCAAUUUACUAAAUAAGGUAGAGAUGAUAACGUGCUGUUCUGGAAAGGAAUCAUUCGGUCUUCAAAUCAAUAAUAUAGUAUGAGAUGCAGAAGUACUUACGGACUUCAAAUCGAAUUGCAAAAUUUCCUUCAAAUAAGAUGGGAUCUCCGUCAGCAGAGUCCAAAAACCGAAAUUUUGACCGCAAUGAGCGAUCAGAAUGGCCCAAAAUGGCGGUGACAUGAAAAUAUGCAACCAAGGCGUUGGAACCUAUUAAUAAUAAACUUAGUCGUAAACAAUUAUUAAUUUUAUUUAUUGGACAACUUACUUCUUCUUUUUCAUCGGAAACGACCUGUUGUUGUUCAAUAUAUUGUCUCUCCGAUAAAGUAAUGGUUUUGUGUUUGGACGGGCAGUCUGAGCCGACAAUGAAAUACACAAGACCCCAUAGCAUACCCAAAGCUCCGUAUAAAUAGAAAACUGCCGGCCAACCGAAUCUCGAAUCUGAUAUCAAUCCUGCCAGAGGAAAAGCAAUUACGUUUCCCAAAGGUCCAGCUGAAAUAAAUAUACAAUAAAGAAUACAUAAAGACAAAAGUUGAUUCUUUUAUGCACUUACCUGCGUAAACAAAUGUCCCGAUUUUGGCUCUAUCCUGAGGAGCAGUCCACGAGCUGAUCAGACAAUGCACCGAUGGAAACAUGAAUCCUUGAGUCAAUCCUGUGAUAAUUCGACAGACUAUAACGCCGAUGUAUCCGGUCGCGGCACCAACUGGAGGGACUAGAGCGCAAAAUAAGGCAUUUAUGAACAUGGCACCGCCGAAGAACCACUUGGGCCCCCAUUUUUUGAUGAACUGGCCUGCCACUACUUGGAAGCAAAUGUAGCCCCAAAAGAACGACGAGAGCAUUAUGUUCUUGUGCUCCUCCCAUUCUGGAUACGA